Molecule: messenger RNA, 2688 nt
Organism: Clupea harengus (Atlantic herring)
Lineage: Eukaryota; Metazoa; Chordata; Actinopteri; Clupeiformes; Clupeidae
Gene: camk1ga
Product: calcium/calmodulin dependent protein kinase IGa
Biological process (GO): protein phosphorylation
Molecular function (GO): ATP binding; protein kinase activity
Source: RefSeq, a predicted model, not a curated record
UCCUCCCCGUUUCAGGCGGAGAAGAGACACAGUCUGCCCUGGACCAUCGGGUAGUUCCAUCUAGAGCUUGCCUCACCAGUGCCGCUCCUUGACAACCUCAGGAGUCAAAAUUCAUCUUUGAGCCACCAUGGGUCGUAAGGAGAUUCACGGCAACUGGAAAAAAGUUAUCAGCAACAUCAAGGACAUCUUUGACUUCAGAGAAGUGCUGGGAUCAGGCUCCUUUUCUCAAGUGUUUCUGGUCAGAGAGAAGAAGACCGGAAACUUCUACGCACUGAAGUGUGUGAAGAAGAAGCUGCUCCAUCACAGCAACCUGGAGAAUGAAAUCACCGUGCUCAGGAAAAUCAAGCAUUCAAACGUCAUCGGUCUGCAUGACUUUUAUGAGACUCGUACACACUUCUACCUUGUAAUGGAGCUGGUGUCCGGGGGAGAGCUGUUCGACCGGAUCAUAGACCGGGGCAUGUACACAGAGAAGGACGCCAGUGAUGUCAUCAGACAAGUGCUGGAGGCAGUCAGCUACCUUCACCAGACAGGCAUCGUACACAGAGAUCUGAAGCCAGAGAACCUGCUGUACUACAGUCCAGACAAAAAUGCAAAGAUCAUGAUCAGUGACUUUGGCCUGUCCAAGAUGUCUGACAACAGUGUGAUGUCCACUCGCUGUGGCACCCCUGGAUAUGUCGCCCCAGAGGUCCUGGCACAAAAGCCUUACAAUAAGGCAGUAGACUGCUGGUCCAUUGGAGUCGUCACGUACAUACUGCUUAGUGGCUAUCCUCCCUUCUACGAAGAGAAUGAGACCAAGCUGUUCUCCAAGAUCAUGAAGGCGGAGUAUGCCUUCCACUCACCUUACUGGGAUGAAAUCUCUGAGUCAGCAAAGGAUUUUAUUCGCAGCAUGAUGGAGAAGAAUCCUAAUAAACGUUAUACCACAGAACAGGCUCUGUCACACCCAUGGAUUAUUGGAGAGACGGCGAGGAGUCAUGACAUCCAUGAGUCAGUCUGUGAGCAGAUACAGAGAAACUUUGUCCAGUCCAGAUGGAAGAAAGCUUUCAAUGCUGCGACGGCCAUCAGCCACAUGAAAAAGCUGCAGCUGGCCCACGAUGAGCCCCCACUGUGCCCCAUGGGUGCCGUCCCCGACAUCGAGGUGGAGGACGUGUCCUACCCCAUGCCCCCCAACAGCCACCUGGAGGGGUCAAAGGGCUUGUGCCCACUCAAACCCAGCUUCACCGAGCCCAAUCACGCCCUCGUCGUCACCGAGACUGGCAAGCACGCCUACCAUUCUGAGCCCGACCUGCCCUGCACUAAGAUAGCAACCAAUCGAAUAGGUCAACCCCUGCGGACCCUGAUAUGCUCUCUCAUGUGAUCACCAAACAAUGGAUUAUGUGGUCGUUGAUUGACAGCUAUAUCUUAAUCCAAGAAGCGUCAAGGAGUCUGUACACUCAAAGUCAACAGGUGGAAUUACCUGGUAGAGUUCACUCCGUCCAGAAAACUAGUGUGAAUUCAGGCAUCCACGAGAGUGAUUCAAUCCACUUGAAUGCUUUCACAAAGAUAUGCACUUUAAAGUCUGAUGUGUCACACAGCUUCUAGAGACAUUUCAAAUGAAUACAUCCGUAUAAACUGUGUAGGAAUGUAAGUGCAGAAGAGGGGAAGUUGUUUUCUGCAGUGUUGAACAUUCCUAAAUAUCACCGAGCAUGCUCAGUGUUUGUCAGGUGUCUUGAAAUGCCUUGAUUGGAAAGGGAUCUUCUAUUUACAACAAGGAUGAAUGAAGUGAACUGUGUUGACCCAUAUUCUGAACAGACUGGUUUGGUGAUGCGUUUAUGCGUGUUUUCAUGUCUGUUCUUGUUUGGUGUGCUCUUGACACACAUUUCUGAUGCGGAGCUCAGUUUCCAUGUAACGGGGCAAACAGACACAAGCACCACACCAAUGCCAUCAUUUAACCAAAUAUCAGUUGCCCUGUUGGGCUUGUGACCUUAUUUCAUCAUAAUGAUGUAGACUUGCAUAUGUAUUGUUUUUAUCAUAAUCAUUUGUCUGCUUUGAUAUCUAUGAAUUUGUUCAUUUGUAUACGUAAAUGCACUGAAGGCAUUGACUGUUUUUCUUUUUUUUCCCGGCAUGGUCGAAUGUAAUGUUACUCACUGACAAGGCUGAAUUUAAACAACCCCUCAUAGUUGUGCGAGAACCCUAGAUACUUGCUUUCUGACCAAGGGGAGCGUAUUUCUGAAGGCGGAAUGACUGCAUAUGUGCCACUUCUACAGUGAAGACUCCUGGAAGGUGUCCGCAGUUUUGCUACUGUGUACAGCAACGUUGCGCUGACAAACAUCCACAUCGGGUGUGAAUGGACAGUUUAUGACACAACCUGUGGAUAUCUCCUGUAUGCUUGUGUUUGUGUGUGUGUGUGUGUGUGUGUGUGUGUGUGUGUGUGUGUGUGUGUGUGUGUGUGUACAUGUGUUUCCUAACACAGUAGCCACUGCACACUGUACAUGUUGCUUCCAUAUGUUUCAAUAUGAGAUUAUCACAUACCUCUUCAUUGGAGGAGUGCAGUGGUUGAAGGUGCUGAGUUUGUUGACUCUAGUGGCAUUCUGUGGGAGGCUCAACCUGUUUUGUUGCACUCCUCACACUGUGACUGGACAGUAAAAACCCACUAUUGUACUGAAUAAAAGCAGUGAUCAUUGUUUGUCAUUAAAAACAUUUUUAUUCUCA